Molecule: messenger RNA, 1836 nt
Organism: Filobasidium floriforme
Lineage: Eukaryota; Fungi; Basidiomycota; Tremellomycetes; Filobasidiales; Filobasidiaceae
Exons: 4
Coding region: 164-1696 (510 amino acids)
Source: RefSeq, a predicted model, not a curated record
GUAUCAGGGGGUUCGAUCGGUCAGGGGUUGACGUAGCACGGGGUUUCUGACGGUCCUUGCCUUGAAAGGAUGAUGCGACAAGGGGAACUCGAACGUGGGUGCAAGAGACGUCGUGUUUCAGCGCUGACACUACGGCUAUAUAACGCUUCCAGGGAUAGUGAACAUGGAACGGUUUGGAAGAUGGAAAUUAUUCCUCUCAUCAGUCACACACGAUCAAAAGUUGGCAUAUCGGGCUGGUCUCGCCAAUUCAAGAAAAUCUUCACGUUCGUCAACCGAAACACACUCUCUUACCUACCCAACAACUCAAAACUUCUCGACCAUGCAACUCAAGCUCGUCGCCGUCUUGUUCGCCUUGGCCCAGGUGGCCCCGAUCGUUCGAGCUGCUCCUGUCGAAUCUGCGCCGGGAGGCCACGGAGGUCACGACGACUUCAAGUGCGUCUCUGACACCAGCUUCAUGCGAGGUGGUUACGAGAUCCAAUGCGCUCCUGGAACCUACUGUGAGGAUGUCGGCGCAGAGGGCGGUUCUCCUUGCGUCUCGGAAUCUACGGGGGGUGGAGAGUCUUGCCCCCUGGACGUUGAUACACCUGGGACUGACACUACGGCUCUAGGUCCUGAUGUUCAGCCCACUCUUACCGGACUAGGCGACGCGAACGUUCCGGGUGGCGAUCCUACCGCUGCUAUCACCGGACCUGCCUCGGAUGCUACUGCGACCGCCGAUGGUCCUGCCGAAACCGAUGUGGCCGCUACCAUGACGGACGCUGCUCCAGGUGAACCGUCUGCCACUGAUGUCGAACCGACCGCGCCCAUCGGAGCCGUCUCGGACGCGACUGCGACAGCUGACGGUCCCGCUGCCACUUCGGACGGGCCUGCGAUCGGACCAAGUGGAUCGUCCAUCACUGGUGCUACGUCUAUGGAUCCCACGGGAUCCGCCCUCGCAGUCACGGGUCCUACUGAAACAGGUGCAGCACCCGCCGAUACCACUGCCGACGGAGCGCCAACGGUCGCUGCGGCCUUCAUGCGCGAUCGACCCAAGAAUGGCGAUUGGAACGCUCCUGCUGUUCCGACUGCGGACCAGGUCGUACCCAGUACAACUGCGACCGUUCCAGGUGUACCUGACACCCCCGUUGUACCGGUCGCGGCCAGCUCAACGGCUCUACCCGCGAGCAGUGAUGCUGCGAUUGCGAAUCCAGGCGCAACGACCUCGACCGGAGCCGUUGCGGCAGUGGCGACGUCUGAGCUCGCAGUUCCAGGCACUAGUAGCGUGCCGACGGGCAUUGACGGCUCGGUUCACACGGCCGCCGAGGUUCCAUACCAAGAAACCCCCCCACCCCCACCCGGGGGAGGAGAGCCUAUCGGAUUCUGUGACAUCCCGCUUGGUACUCAUUGGGCUACACUUCCAACGGCGAUGCAUGAAGCCGCAGGAUUGAUCCCGGGCGGCACCAGCAACGCUUGUGGCAAGACUGUAUUGGUUACUUACAAAGACAAGACGAUCUCUCUUGUGGUCAAGGAUAAAAAUCCGACUAAACCUGCAGAUUGGCUCGAGAUCUCGCAGGCCGCCUUCGAAGAGUUGUUUGCGAGUCUGCCCUUAGUGGCUGGUAUUACAGAUCAGCCAGGUCAGCUUGGCGUCAUCGGUUACGGGAAGAUCCCUUCCGGCCGUCCCGAGCUUGGACACGUUACCUGGAAGUACCAAGUCUAAAGUUGUUUCCUCGGACCGUACCCAUUCGCUAUGCAAGUAUUUGAAACCCGUCGGCAUGUUUACCCCCGCCCCAUUGUAAUCGUUCCUACCGUACCCAUGCAUGCGGCUAGAAGCAGCAAAGAAUUCUUGUCUACAUCUUG